This is a messenger RNA of Malus domestica (apple), 1346 nucleotides long. RefSeq lists its product as uncharacterized. The record is from RefSeq and is a predicted model, not a curated record. NCBI's taxonomy places the organism in Eukaryota, Viridiplantae, Streptophyta, Magnoliopsida, Rosales, Rosaceae.
ACUGACCUUUGUAGCAACUUGUGUUCAUCCCCGAGUAGCCAAACAAAUCGCUGGUGGCAGAUUUGAGCUCUUCUUUUUCAAUCGUCGUCUCCGGAGGAACUGGUACUACAGAAGAGAGAGAGAGAGAGAGAGAGAGAGAGAGAGAGAUGGGUGCAGCCCAGGCGAUGAAGAGGAUACCUCGCAUCAAGUUUCCUCAGAGACACCCCAAACCUUCUGGUACUGAGCCUCAGACUCAAGGUUUGGCUGGUGAUUCUUCUCACACUUUCUUCUCAGGUUCAAAGGCCUCAACCACCUUGGGAGGAAAAGCUUCUGAACAACCCGAACGAACACCAUUGUCCAAAGAGGAGAUUGAGGCCAUGAUGUUAGGUGGCAUCAUCUGAACUUUUGUGGAGCUUCAAGAACAUAGGACUAUGUGUUGGAUAUUAUUUUGACAAUUUUUAAGCACCUGGAAGUAUCCAGAGUUUGACGUCUUUACACUGACGGAAGGAAUCAAUUUCUGUGAUACUUUCUCUCCAGUCCCUUCAAAAGACUAUGAGAGUGAUCAUGGCUUUAACAACUUAUUUUGAUUUAGAAGUGCAUCAGAUGGAAGUCAAAACAGCUUUUCUCAACGGAGAAUUAGAGGAAGACAUUUGUAUGCGGCAACCAACUGGAUUUGUUGGAAGGGGGAAGGAUAACAUGGUCUGCAAACUCAAUAAGUCCAUUUAUGGACUUAAACAAGCAAGUAGGCAAUGGUAUCUCAAGUUUGGCAAAGUGGUUACAACAAUGGCUUCAUAGAGAACAAGCUAGAUGACUGUACAUAUUACAAGUUCAAGGGUACCAAGUUUAUUUUCUUGGUUCUAUACAUGGAUGACAUAUUGAUAGCAAGCUCGAAUGUGCAAUUGUUGCAUGAAACCAAGACAAUGCUCAGUACCAAUUUUGAAAUGAAAGAUUUGGGGUAAGUUCACUAUGUACUUGGUAUAGAGAUAAUUAGAGACAGGAAAAAGAAUCCUAUUGGGGCUUUCACAAAAGGGGCACAUUGAGAGAAUCCUGGCUAGGUUUAACAUGGAACAUUGCAAUAGUGCUGAUGUCCUUGUGAAUAAGGGUGACAAAUUUUAUCAACAGCAAAGUCCAAAGAAUUUGUUAAAGAAAGAAAAGAUGAAAUUAAAGCCAUAUACCUCUCUAGUAGGCAAUUUAAUGUAUGCUAAUAUUUGCGUUUUUGAUAAAGCUGUUUUAAGAAUUAUACUUGGUUAUUCAUAUUGGUGAAUAGCUUUUUGCAUUGUAAUGGAUGAGUUAACAGGACAUAUUCAAGAUGAUAUUACUUGGUGUAUGCUUUUCACAGACAAUAAAGUGUUGAUAGAUGAAACUCA